GCGUUCAAUGACUAGAUAAAACGUCGUUUUUUACGGCGCUCUGAAAGACUACAUGAAGACGGUGUGCAAUAUGGCGUUCUGAAUUCAAAUUCAAUUUAAACAUACUUUAUUAAUCCCAGAGGGAAAUUGAUUCAAGGGAUUUUCGCCGCUUUUAUCGGCGUUUUAAGUUUAAAGACGGCGAUUAAGACACUGUUAAAUAACCAAACGUGCUCAAAAGUGGGCGAAUUGUGAUCAAGGCUUGCGAUAGACGUCUGCUCGCCACCCUCGCGCGGCGUCGGGAGCGCACGACUCUUGCCACCUGACACCGCGGGAACAAACAUGUCUCGGUUCGUCGGACGUUUCCUCGUCAUUUCUGGCCACGCAGCAGUCAGAUCGGCGGUGAAACCGAGGAAGAUCAUCCGUCCUUUUUCCACAUCUAAAGGUCUGCAGUCUCUAACACGUUAUGACCAGACCACAGACUGGCAGAAGAAACUGACCCCAGAGCAGUUUGUAGUCACCAGAGAGAAGGGAACUGAGGAGCCUUUCAGUGGGAUCUACCUGAACCAUUUUGAAGUGGGGAUGUACCACUGUGUCGGCUGUGACGUUCCACUCUUCAGUUCAGAGGCUAAGUACGACUCAGGGACAGGGUGGCCGGCGUUCAAAGAGGCUCAUGGGACAUGGGAGCGAGAUGAAAGCCAUACCUCUAUCAUUCGUCGCCCUGACAACAGCCUGGGAAGUGCAGGGACAGAGGUCCUUUGUAAAAAUUGUGAUGCCCACCUGGGUCACGUGUUUGAUGACGGCCCAGACCCAAUGGGCCAGCGCUUCUGCAUCAACAGUGCGGCACUCAAAUUUAAACCAAGAGAAAACAACAAAGUCGACGAGGAUGAGCGGAAGUGAUGGACUUAAAUGAUUGGUUUUACUGGAUCCUUCAUUCUGCAUUCAUGAUCUGAACAUGUUUGUUAAAUGAUUUUGACAGUAACGUGUCCCUAAAUGGUCUCAGAAAACACUGGAAGCUAAUAACAGUAGAGACAGGUUUAGUUAAGUUGAACCACACACAGAUCCAACUCUUCAUGUUUUUGGUGUUUUUACUAAUAUUUGUUGAGUAUGACUGUAUAAUGUCAUUAGAAAGAAUGCGUCUUGCUGGGAUCUGCUCAUUGAGCCAUUAUUUUCAUAAAAAGUUCUCAGUCA
This is a messenger RNA of Nothobranchius furzeri (turquoise killifish), 1167 nucleotides long. RefSeq names its product methionine sulfoxide reductase B2 (gene msrb2). Gene Ontology annotation, molecular function: peptide-methionine (R)-S-oxide reductase activity. Gene Ontology annotation, biological process: response to oxidative stress; protein repair. NCBI's taxonomy places the organism in Eukaryota, Metazoa, Chordata, Actinopteri, Cyprinodontiformes, Nothobranchiidae. Gene Ontology annotation, cellular component: cytoplasm. The record is from RefSeq and is a predicted model, not a curated record.